Molecule: messenger RNA, 902 nt
Organism: Sphaeramia orbicularis (orbiculate cardinalfish)
Lineage: Eukaryota; Metazoa; Chordata; Actinopteri; Kurtiformes; Apogonidae
Gene: zte38
Product: zebrafish testis-expressed 38
Source: RefSeq, a predicted model, not a curated record
AUGGCGGCCAGGAAGAUGUGCACCAAAAAUAAGAAGGAAACUGCGGAGUGGACAGGGUUAUUUCAAAGUGACCUAAAUAGCAAACAGGCGUCCCUCAUCUUUGUGAAGAGGAUGAUGGCUGUGGCCGUCUCCUCCAUCACUUACCUCAGGGGGAUUUUCCCAGAGGUGGCCUACAGAUCCAGAUAUCUGGAAGAUUUGUGCAUCAAGGUUUUGCGAGAAGACUGCAGCACUCCCGGUGCCAACAAAGUUGUGAAAUGGUUGAUGGGCUGCUUUGAUGCUUUAGAGAAGCAAUAUCUCCAGAUUGUGUUCAUUGGGGUGUACACCAAGCCACAUCAUCCCAAUUGUGUUGUUGAGUCCUACCAGUUCAAAUUCAAAUAUACUGAGAAAGGACCAGAGAUGGAUGUCCUCAGGUGGAGACACAUUCUGUUCUUGUUAAAGUCAGAUAUUUAAAAUGUCCACAAAUGGCUGAAAUGAUGGUUGCCUUGCAGGAACAAUGAUGUGAAGAUGCAGGUCACACUGGAGGACACUAAGAGAGCCUCUGUGUUGCUCAUCAGGAAGCUCUUCUUGCUGAUGCAGAACUUGGGUUCUCUCCCCAAUAAUGUCUACCUCACCAUGAAGCUCUACUACUAUGAUGACAUCACCCCUGCUGACUAUGAACCACCAGGCUUCAAGGAGGGGGAGUGUGACAGCCUGUGGUUUGAAGGCAUGGCCGUGCACUUUAGGGUUGGCGAGGUGCAGACGCCAUUCCACACCUUGAAAGUCAAUGUUUCAGCAGAACAGGGCCGUCUGGAGAAACUUCAGGACGGAAACCAUCUGAGGGAGAGCAAGGUCCACACAGAGAAACCUCCAAAAGAGGACAAAGCAAUCACGGUGAGUCCAGAAGUAGAUGAUCUGAUGUGAGG